ACAUGGUAGAAAACAGACCCUCAAAUGCACUAUCAAGAUUUUAGCCCAAUGCUUUGACAUGAAUACAUAGAAAUACUUCAGCUCUGCUAACCAGGGAACUAUCCAUUUGAUUAAACACAAGGACUAUCAGCUUGUUUCUUAAUUUAUCCAUUAAAAACCAAUGGGCGCCCUGAACGUUAGUAGAUGCUGCUAUGGCAUGAAACGCCUGCUCCAGCGUCAUGAAGUGAAGCAUGUAGUACCGUCUUUAAGCGAGCCUGAGAGAAAUCAUCUGAAUUGCAUCCCCCAACAUAAACAAUACGCUUCUACAGUUGCACCUACAAAUACACAUCAUGAUUUUGAUCAAAGAAAGUUGGAAGAUGAUGUGAAUGGCCAUAAAAUUGAAAAAAAUGCGGAAGCAAAUUUUGCUUUAGAUUUAGGACAAUGGUCUAUUAAGAGCAGUCCUGUCAAGGAAGAGAUGAAACAGCACACCAAUUCCAAAAGACGUCUUGAAUUAUAUGUGAAGAUGCAUGUUAAGCAGCAACACAAUGCUGGGAAGUUCCGUGAUCUUCUAGCAAAUGUGAUUGCAAACCCAGAAGUUCUCCAGGUGGCAUAUGAAAGCAUAAGACUUGGCUCCAAUCUCAUGACAUCAGACAUAAGUGAAUUCUCUACUGUCAGUGAUAGUAAUGAUAAUUCUAUCUGUGUUGAUUCUAUAGCACAGCAGCUGGUUGAUGGAGAUUUUGAUGUAAAAUCAAAUACCCGAGAACUUUUUUUAUCUACACAUAAACAGAAACCCUUGGUGCUCCCCAAUUUAAAAUUGAAAGUUGUACAAGAAGCAAUUAGAAUGGCUUUGGAAGUUGUUUACAAGCCACAAUUUUCCAAAAUUUCACAUAGUUGCAGAAGUGGAAGAGGUCAACAUUCAGCUCUAAAGUACAUUCAAAAUCAGAUACGUAAUCCAGAUUGGUGGUUCAACAUUUCCAUUCAAAAGAAACUUGAUACCCCAAUUUUUAUGAAACUUGUGGCAACAAUGAAAGAAAGGAUUGAAGAUGAUAACAUGUACAACCUUCUGGGCCAGAUGUUUGAGGCAAAUGUCCUAAAUGUAGAAUUUGGUGGUUUUCCAAAGGGUCAAGGAUGUCCGCAAGAAGGUAUUCUUUCUUCAGUUCUAAUGAAUAUCUACUUGGACCUUUUUGACCAAGAAUAUUAUAAGAUGUCUUUGCACUAUGAAGCACUGGAUCACAGGUCUGAUUGUGAAUGUAAGAUGAAUUCUUUGAAUCAAACACAACAUUCUUCCAAGCUUCGGCAGUGGCUUCGCAAUAAAAUGAAACAACAAUCUGAAGGAACCAUACCAGCAUCAGAAAAUCGAAGACUACAUGCAUGCAGAUAUAUGGAUGAAAUUUUUGUUGCCAUUUCAGGCCCUAAAGAACUUGCAAUUGAACUUAAAGAUGGGAUCAUCAGGUUCUUGGAGAACAUUCUUAAUCUGGAGAUGGAAUCCACCAAAACAAUAGUACACAGUGCAGCUUCUGAAGGGAUUCGAUUUCUUGGCAUGGAUAUUCAGAGUGUUCCUCUCUCUGAAUUGCAAUCGUCGAAGAAAGAAUCUUUUAGGCUUGUUCACAAGCUAAGCAGCAAAAUUGAUCAGUUUUCUCAACAAAUGGAUUGGCAUUGGGAAGCAUGGACAAAGAGAUUAGGAAAGAAAUGGCUUUCUCAUGCUUUGAAGAAAAUCAAGGAGGCCGAUGCUGGUAAACCUGGGGAAACAGAGGAUUUAAGUGAAUGUCGAAAGCCUGGAAUGAAACUGGAUCACUGGUUCCAGGAAAUGCUGAUUAUUUGGAUACAGGACUUGGAUAAGCAAUUUCAGAAGGAUGGACAGAGAAACUUAUGGCUUAGAAAAGUAUCUGGAGAGGAUCUUUUGUCUGAGCUCAUUAUCAAGUCGGAAUUACCACAAGACCUAUGUGAGUCAUAUUGUCUGUUUCAGCAGAAAGUGAAGGAGUAUCUGACUUCAGAAUCUAUUACCAUGAACACAAUGAAAGAAAGCCUUGAAAAUUCUAAGCAUGAAACUGAUAAUAGCAAGUUUUUGAAAGAAAUGAGAAUUGUAGUGAAUGCCCCAGUUAGUAGUAUCAUCAACAAUCUCAUUCAUCUUGGGCUUCUAGACAGAAAAAGAAAUCCUCAACGCUUGCGUGCGCUUAUUCCUGAAGAAGAUUUACUCAUUAUACAUUGGUAUACUGGUCUUGCAAAGAGAUGGAUAAAUUAUUUCUAUUGCUGCAGAAAUUUCUCAGUAGUUCAAGACAUAAUCAGUGAAAAUUUGAUAAGCUCCUGUAUCCUAACCUUAUCAGCUAAGCAUAAGAUUUCAUAUACUAAGAUUCAGAAUCGAUUUUCUGAAGAACUAUGUGCUAUACCUUCACGUGAAGAAACUGAAACUGGAACUCCAUUUGAACCUGAUACUAGUGAUAGAACAUCCUUUGGCAACAGUUUGUGGCUUCUAACAGUCAAUAAAUCCUCUUGCCAAUCUGCUAGAUGUUCUAUUGCAUGCUGCAGUAGCAAAGCUACAAAGAUGUAUUUCUUACAUAAAAAUAAGCAAGAGUAUAAUUCCAGUUUGGAGGAUAGAAAAUCCCCUACAGGUUUCAAUAGCCUUCAUCCAAGCUUUGAAAGAAAAUGUAUCCCCAUGUGCACGGAGCAUGUAAAAGACUUGUACUUGGGUAAAAUUACACUUCAAAAUAUUGAUUUCACAAUUGCCCCAUUUUCAAAACCAUCAUAGCCACCUUAUGACUACAAUAUGUUUUGUCGUCUAAGGCAUGAUUUUCCCUGAUUUGGAUGAUUGUCUUAGUUCUAUCACAAAUAAAAAUUUUCUGAGUCGUUACUUCA
Messenger RNA from Cryptomeria japonica (Japanese cedar), 2832 nucleotides. Its product is annotated as nuclear intron maturase 4, mitochondrial. The coding region runs from base 161 to 2725 and encodes 854 amino acids. The transcript has 2 exons. NCBI's taxonomy places the organism in Eukaryota, Viridiplantae, Streptophyta, Pinopsida, Cupressales, Cupressaceae. Gene Ontology annotation, biological process: mRNA processing. The record is from RefSeq and is a predicted model, not a curated record.